AUGUCUGAGCAGGAGCGCGUGCAGGAGUCGGUGCGCAAGGAGAUCCGGGCCCUGCUCAUCUCGGCCAAGGACGGCCUGAGCCUGCCCCAGCUGGAGAAGGAGUACCUGCUGAUGAUGGGCGGCCACCUGCCACUGCGCGCCCUGGGCUACCGCUCCACCAUGGAGCUGCUGCUGGACAUGCCCGACGUGGUCAGCAUCUGCCCCUGCCGCGACGGCAACGUCAUCCUCAAAGCCAUCCCCGAUGAGGCCACCAAAGGGAUGGCGAGCUUGGUGUCCCGACAGCGGAGCAGCCACAAAGUCCGCAGCUCUGUGCAGAGGGCCCGGGCCAGCAUGUGCCCGGGGCCCGGCCUGCCGCGACGCCUGCCGUAUCGGGGCCGCGUGCCCCCCAUCCUCCCCGCCGUGGUGAAGAGCGAGCUCAAGGACCUCCUGGCGCUCUCGCCCGUCUUGCUGUCGGAUUUUGAGGUGGCGUUUGCCAAGCGCUUCGGCCGCUCCUUCCAGUACGUGCAGUAUGGCUUCCUGUCCAUGUUCGAAGUGCUCAGCGCCGCCUCCGACGUCAUCUCCGUGGAGCAGACGCGGGCCGGGUCGCUGCUGAUGCUGAAGAAGGGUGUGUUGGAGGAGAGACACCGCCGGUGGCCGGCAGGCAAAAUCUUCGCCCAGCCCUUCCGGAUGAAGCCGGGGCCGUACCUGAGCGGCGGGCCCAUGGCCAAGGGCCGCUACCCCCCGUCCGAGGCGCCCCGGCAAAUCCUGGGGUUGGACAGAACUGCCAAGUCGAACGCGGGGGACUCCUCCAGGCUGAGUCAUGCGGAGAAAUUAAACCAGUUGGAGAACACAUUCAAAUCCGUCAUUGCACAGAUGGGACCAGGGAGCACUGUCAGUUCGGAACUGAAGCACAAGAUCAAGUUCGUCGUGUCCAAAUUCCCGGACGGUCUGCUCCUGUCUAAACUGCUGGGGGAGUUUGAGAUGACUUUCAAAGAGCAACUUUCACCCAAAACCUUGGGCUUCUUGAACGUGACGGAACUCGUGGGAGCCCUCAGCGACAUUCUGCGGGUGGAGUUCCGGGAAGGGGAGCAGGACCUGCUGGUGUUUGAUGCCGACGUGAAGCCACUGCCCACCGCCCCUUCCACCCAGGGCCAGGCCGAGCAGAAGCCAGAGGCCAAAGCUCCCGUGGCCAGCCCUCCCCGCGCCCCGCUGCCCGCCGCGGCCACCAAGGGCACCCCGUGGGAUUGCUCUUCCAAGCCCCCCCGGGAGCCCGAGACUAGGGUCUGCAAGAAGCCGAACCUGGUGGUGAAGCCUUUGCAGCUGCAAGAAGAAGCCAACAAACCCCAGGUGAGCCGGGUCGCACCCAUCCCGGACAUCCCCCCUGACGCAGUGCGGGACAAAAAGCUGAGUCGGCUGCCCCCGCUGGACACCAGCACGCUGGUGGGGGUCUUCGUGGAGUACAUCAUCUCCCCCAGCCAGUUCUACGUCCGCAUCUACAGCCGCGACUCCUCGGAACUGCUGGAGGACAUGAUGAUCGAGAUGAGGCGCUGCUACUCCAACCAGCUGGUUUCCGAUCGCUACUCCAUGCCGGAACGCUACAUCCAGCCGGGCCAUCUGUGUUGCGUCAGGAUUUCCGAGGACAAGUGGUGGUACCGUGUCAUCAUCCAUCGGGUGCUUGGCAAGCAGGAGGUGGAAGUGUUCUACCCCGACUUCGGGAAUAUCGGCGCCGUCCAGACGUCCUCCCUGAGGUUCCUCAAGUGCUGCUACACGAAGCUUCCAGCCCAGGCCAUCCCUUGCUCGCUGGCGUGGGUCCGGCCGGUCGAGGAACACUGGACAGCCAAGGCCAUUUUGCAGUUCCAGAAGCUGUGCGGCUUGAAGCCGUUGGUCGGGGUGGUGGACGAGUACGUGGACGGGAUCCUGAACAUCUUCCUGUGUGACACGUCCUCCAACGAGGACGUCUAUUUCCAUCACGUGCUGAGAACCGAGGGCCACGCCAUCGUCUGCCGGGAGAACGUCCCCUCCAAGGGCUUCCGCGAGCUCAACCCCUUAGCUCUGUACACUAAAGCCAGCUCCGGACCCGAGGCUGCUGCUGUGACAGAACUGGGUCACCUGUCCCUGCAGCACUACUUCGGCGAAGACGGGGAGGUCAGCGCGCAGCCCAAGGAGGGCGAGUCCUGUGCCCCGCACGAUGCCAGUGACGAGAAGGCCGGCAGCAUCCGGAAGUCGGAGCCUCCGGACGGGCUGAGGGAGAGGGAGUCGGGCUCCGGGAAGACUCCUGACCUGGCGCCCCCGGGACCCAUCCCCGAGCCCGAGGAACUGAGGGAGGAAACCGAGGAGGACAUCCCCUCUGGAAUGCCGCGCCUGGAGUCUGUGACCGUCAGCGGCGACAUCUGGGAUGACAGCUGGCUGCCCUUGCAGGCCGUGGUGGGCAGAGGAGAGGCGGCCACCCCUGGCAUCCCCGGGUCGCCCCCGGCUGGCACGUGCGCAGAAAGACCCACGUCGGCCUCCCCAGAACCCCUGGAUUUCUCGUCGCUGCCACAGCUGGAAGAAUUCUACAUCUCGCUCAUCCAGGCCCAGCAGCCGGCCGGGAGCCCCGGGGAGCCCACCGCCCCGCAGAGCCCUGCACCGGACUCCACACCCACCUCCGCUGAGACCCCUGCCGAGACCCCCACCGCGCGCCCCGGCCCGGCGGAAAGCCCCCCAGAGAACCCCCAGGACCCCGGGGACGGCGGGAGCAGCCACGCCAUCACGCUGUUCACGGAGCGGAGCCCCGGCGCCAUGGACCAGCUGUCCCUCAUCCUGUCCCCCGAUCCCCAGAUGUCACAGAAGCUUUAUAUCCCCCGCAGCACCGCCACCGCCGCCCUGGGGGCCGCGGCGCGCCUGGCCACCUCCAGAAGCUUCCUGCACUGGUACCCCAGCGUGAAGAGGAUGGAGGUGUAA
This is a messenger RNA of Sorex fumeus (smoky shrew), 2919 nucleotides long. It is a transcript of the gene TDRD5, whose product is annotated as tudor domain containing 5. The coding region runs from base 1 to 2919 and encodes 972 amino acids. Gene Ontology annotation, biological process: spermatogenesis; germ cell development. Lineage: Eukaryota; Metazoa; Chordata; Mammalia; Eulipotyphla; Soricidae. The record is from RefSeq and is a predicted model, not a curated record. The transcript has 16 exons.